Molecule: messenger RNA, 1840 nt
Organism: Alosa alosa (allis shad)
Lineage: Eukaryota; Metazoa; Chordata; Actinopteri; Clupeiformes; Clupeidae
Product: NACHT, LRR and PYD domains-containing protein 1 homolog
Exons: 2
Coding region: 58-1023 (321 amino acids)
Source: RefSeq, a predicted model, not a curated record
UCCUGUGAAGAUGUUGAAGACACCUCACAUUGGAUCCUCGUGGAACCCUGUGUUUCCAUGGAGACAGGAGUCCCAGUGUAUAAACACAGGUCUCCAUCAGGAAGUUUUGAGUGCACAGCGUCUGGUUUGCGCUGGGUGUGUGCGGUUGAAGUCUCUCUACAGUAUCACUUUAGUGACCCCCAUGUAUUCAGAGCAGAGCUUGCCAUGUUGCAGUAUGAGCCAAUUGGUCCGUUGAUGGACAUCAAAGUGCUCUCAGGUGAACUGUUGGAGGCUCAUCUGCCCCAUUUUGCCUGUCUGGAAGGUUCAGACUCCUCUCUUAGAGAGGCUGUGAGAGUUCUGCAUGGGGUCAACAGCAGUGUGACUCUAGAGAAAUGUGAGCUGACCCGCUUCCACGCAAAGCUCCUCAAGCCCUCCUUCUCACUGACAGAAGUCCUGGUGAAAAUCGGAAUCCCAAUGAAAGCCCAUCUGGAUGUGUUAAUCUACCGGACCAGAGUGACACCCUUGGUUCUCUUCACGUAUAUCGUGCCACGGGAUGCUUCCAUGAUUCAGGCGGUAGAACAGGAUUUACGAGAGUUCCAAGAUAAAAAGAAGAUCAAAAAACAUCGUCCAGACAUAUCCAUUUGGAUGAACAGCAAAUGUAGCCUUAAGGCAUCCUGCCAUGAUUCUAAAACUUCGCCACAACACAUAACUUUUAAAUACAUCAGACCUCCAGACCUGUUUGAGGUGGUCAUUAAAAACGCAGACUGUUUUGAUUUGGAGCUGAUCAGUGAAGGGCAGUCCAUAUGGAAAGCUACACUGGAAAGCUUUGAAUUUGGUGAGACUGGAGAAAUGGAACACAGUCAUGAAAUGCCCUCAGCAGCAUCCAGACAUUCCCAAGUCAUGACCCACAGAGAAGCGGCUUACACAAGCAGAUCUGCCAGGACUGAUGAGGAAAAAGGGAAAAUGGCCUCCAUGUCACAUGAAGAUCGACUGUUCAUGAUUCGUCCUGAUCUCAUCAAGAAAACAUCGGGAGCUCUACUCUGAGAUCUGUUGGAUGAACUUCAAGCUCCGCCUCGUGUGAUAAGCAGCAGGGAGGCAGAAGACGUCCUGCAGAGGACCAGCGUGCUGCAGGACCAGGUGACCUCCCUCAUCGACAUGGUGCUUAAAAAGGGGGACAGAGCAUGUGGCAUCAUGCUCUCCCUCCUUAAAGAACUGGACAGCUACCUUUAUCAAGACCUUGGCCUGUAAAAACAAACCUGUGGCAUCAUGUUCACCCUCCUUAAAGAACUGAACAGCUACCUUUCCCAAGACCUUGGCCUAUAAAAACAAACCUUCCCAUACUGUGCAUGUGAUGACUAUCAAAUUACAUAAUGAUGCAGAAAUGUCCAAUCAUGAAAGACGAUUAAAUAAACCUGUGGGGUUAUAAUAUAAAUUAUUUCACAAAUAAGUAAUGUGCCAGUGUUGUCCUAGUAGGGUUUUUGGUAAUUUGUGCUUUUAUUGAGAGAAUUUGGGUAGAUUUCAACCUGCUACUUUAUCUUAAAACUGUUACCUUACGUACUCUGUGGUGUCAUAACUUAGAUACUGCACAAUUUUCAUACCAGACAGUCUCAAGACCUAUUUCAUGUCUGAAGUCAAGACACAAUAAUUGUCAUCACGUCCAGUUUCCUGGACAUUUGCUUAUGCAUUACUGUGCAAUACAAAUCAGCUGUAUAUAGCAAGGUGUUUGGUGUUCGUGGUGAAAUCCUUUAGUGAGGAGUGACUAUAUAUCACCGUUGUGUUUUAUUUCCCUUCGAUAGCUGUCCCUUGUUUGAUGAGAGAGAAGGAUGUAGCAGCAACGUCAGCUGCUACAUCCACAUCUUAU